Molecule: messenger RNA, 1338 nt
Organism: Aspergillus homomorphus CBS 101889
Lineage: Eukaryota; Fungi; Ascomycota; Eurotiomycetes; Eurotiales; Aspergillaceae
Product: SDR family oxidoreductase
Exons: 5
Coding region: 65-1117 (350 amino acids)
Molecular function (GO): oxidoreductase activity, acting on the CH-OH group of donors, NAD or NADP as acceptor
Source: RefSeq, a predicted model, not a curated record
CUGCUACCCUCCAUUCUUGCCCCUCAAUUUCUUUUAUCAACCCAUACUCCCGCUCACACACACCAUGACUCGCGUACUUUUGACUGGUGGAAGCGGCUUCAUCGCUGCCCAUGUGCUGGAAACCCUUUUAGCCCGCGGCCACUCCGUCGUCACCACCGUUCGAUCCCAGACCAAGGCCGAUGCCAUCCAACAAGCCCACCCAGAGGUCACCAAAGACCGCCUGUCCUUCGCCAUUGUGGAAGACAUUGCCCAGCCAAACGCUUUUGACCGCGCCGUGGUCUCCGACCCCCCAUUCGAAGCUGUCAUCCACACUGCCAGCCCCUACCACUUUCAGGCUAAAGAUGCAAAAGACUUGCUCGUCCCCGCUAUCACAGGCACGACUGGGAUUCUGGAGUCGGUUAAGAAAUACGCCCCGCUGGUGAAGCGCGUGGUGGUGACAUCUUCCUUUGCUGCGAUCAACGAUGUCUUUGCCUCGGCCGCCGGCAAGGUCUACUCCGAGGCGGACUGGAGUCCCAUCACAGAAGCACAAGCCAAUGACAGCCCCGCGAACGCCUACCGCGCCAGCAAGACCUUCGCAGAACGCGCAGCCUGGGACUUCGUCGAGCGUGAACAGCCCAACUUCACACUCUCCGUCAUGAACCCGCCGCUCGUGCUGGGCCCAAUCACGCACCACCUCACCUCGCUCGACACCCUCAACACCUCCAACCAACGCAUCCGCGACCUCCUCUCCGGCGCCGCCAAGCACCGCUGCCCACCGACCGGCAACUACCUCUUCGUGGACGUGCGAGAUCUCGCGCUGGCGCACGUGCUGGCCGUCGAGAACGAGGCCGCCGGCGGCAAGCGCUUCUUCACCGUUGCCAGCCACUUCUGCAACGCCGAGAUCGCCGCCAUCAUCGCCGAGGAGUUCCCGCAGUAUGCCGACCGCAUGCCCACCGGUGAUGCGCUCAAGCCGGGUCAGUACCCCGCUGAUGGGGUGUAUGGGUUUGAUAACUCCCGGGCCCGCGAGAUUCUCGGUGUGCAGUUCCGGUCGCUGAGGGAGAGUAUUGUUGAUGCCGUUAGGAGUUUGUUGCCUUUGGGCGCGGAUAAGUACCAAGGGCCUGAGGCGGUGGGGAGGUAAGGUUUGGUUGUGGGGUUUUCUUGGUUUUGUUGGGGUUAAUUAGACGCUGGUAGGUUGGCAUGAUACUGUAUGAUAAUAUUCAAAGUGUGCUCUGUGGUGUAGGUGGAAUUGCUACGCUGAGGGUUUCGCUGUCUUCGCCUUGUUAUUAAGGUAUCCCUGACUUGGAUACAACAGCCGUCCCGUGGUAUUAACGUUAAGAGCACAAACGUUGAAAUAACCAG